Saccoglossus kowalevskii is the source of this 1316-nucleotide messenger RNA. RefSeq names its product protein cornichon homolog 4-like. Gene Ontology annotation, biological process: vesicle-mediated transport. The record is from RefSeq and is a predicted model, not a curated record. Lineage: Eukaryota; Metazoa; Hemichordata; Enteropneusta; Harrimaniidae.
CGAAAGAGGGCGCUAUUCACAGGUGGGACUGCUUGAAAUUCAUCGCACAAAGUGAAAAUGGUGUCGUCGGAUGCUUUACUAUUUAUAUUUUCCCUGUUUGACAGCGCGUCACUUCUUUUCCUGGCCGUGUUCUUCAUAAUUACUCUUUCUGAUUUGGAAUGUGAUUACCUGAAUGCAACAUCAUGUUGUUCAAGGCUAAAUACAUGGGUCCUUCCAGAAAUAAUAGCGCAUACAAUUGUGCUUGUUUUACUGUUAUUCAACUUUCAUUGGAUAUUAUUCUGUGUAAAUCUACCAUUAGCAGCCUAUGAAAUCUACAGGUACAUCAACAUUCCUAGUGGCAAUACAGGUUUAUAUGAUCCAACUGAAAUCCAUAACAGAGGACAAUUAAAAUCAUAUAUGAAAGAAGCAAUGGUUAAACUAGCAUUUCAUCUUGUUUUCUUUUUUAUUUAUCUUUACAGUAUGAUUCUAGCUCUGCUCUCAAGAGAUUAAAAAUACUACAUUUAAGAAGACUGUUGCUGCUGCAUUGUGAAAAACACAAAAUGCUUUCACAUUGGAAAUGAUUGGGUCAGAAGAAGGCUGAUUUUCAAAGAGCAAAACUGAACAAAAGAUAAAAUAACUAACAUCGAAUCAUGCUGGCAACGAUAGACAGACCGUUGAUUCACUGCACUGUUCAUUAAUACACCUUGUAUUUCACCUAAACAUUUGUCCCGAGCAAUUUCACCUUAACCAUUCGUCCCUAGCAGUCUUACCUUAACCAUUCGUCCCUAGCAGUCUUACCUUAACCAUUCGUCCCUAGCAGUCUUACCUUAACCAUUCGUCCCUAGCAGUCUUACCUUAACCAUUCGUCCCUAGCAGUCUCUGAAUACCUUGUCGAUUUGCAAAACCUUCAUGUAUUUCAUAUUGAAAUCCUGCUGCAGUCUGCAUUUGGGUUUCAUCAUAUUCAUCACACAGUGAGUAAAUGUGUCCAUGUACAUCUUACUAGUUGAAUUGAUAUCGUUUUUACAAGAACAUGCUCAUAACAACCAUUUUUUAUUAGUGUCAGCAUCGAUAAUCAGAGUUGUAUAAAUAUUAGAUAUAAAUAAACACAGUGAAAUGAAAUAUAAUACCCGGUAUGUUUCAAGCAUAUUGUUCCAUUCACCAAGUCUAUGGGAAAAAGAAUUUUUUUUGUAUAGUAAAAUUAGUACAUGUACCUUGCUUGUAAAAUGAAUUAAAUUAGUUCUAGAGAAAUUUAUAUCAACUAAAAGUCCAACUCAAUCUUUGUAAUUUUAGAUAACUUAAGUGUUUUUUGACUUUUGAAAUAAAAUGUCUGAGAUUGA